CCCGUCUGUGUCUUUGAAAUCAAGGACCCGCUCCGGAGUCGGCGUUGGACAUUUACUCAUUUUCAUUUCACACUCUCGCUGAUGACUCCUUUUGUGACUCUUCGCAUCACCACCACCCAACUUAUAAAAAGGGGCGAUUGAAUCAACAAACUCAUCCACCCACAAACUUUAUUCGCCGCUCGCCAUCAUGCCGGCCUUCAACCUCCAAACCUGCGCGAGGCCCAACAUUCUGGCCCUCGAGCCGUAUCGCUGCGCCCGAGACGACUACAAAGACGACGGCACCAACAUCCUCCUCGACGCCAACGAAAACGCCUUUGGCCCACCCCUCCCCAAUGACACCACCCCCACCACAACCACCACCACCACCACCAACCCCUCCCAAGAAACCACCCCAACCCUAGACCUCUCAACCCUCCACCGCUACCCCGACCCGCACCAAACCCCGCUCAAACACCUCCUCUGCACCCUCCGCACCACCCACGCCCACACCCCGCGCACCCUCACCCCGGAGCACUGCUUCGUCGGCGUCGGCUCCGACGAGGCCAUCGACGCCCUCCUGCGCUGCUUCUGCCGCCCGGGCCGCGACCGCGUGCUCGUCUGCCCGCCGACCUAUGGCAUGUAUGGGGUGUCGGCGCAGGUGAAUGAUGUGGCGGUGGUGAGGGUGCCGUUGUUGGGGGCGGAGCGGGGGUUUCAGGUGGAUGUGGAGGGGGUGAGGGGGGUGUUGGAUCGGGAUGGGUGUGGGGAGGGGGGUGCGGGUGGGGAUGGGGUGGGGAGGGUCAAGGUGGUGUAUCUGUGCUCGCCGGGGAAUCCGACGGGGGGGUUGCUUAGGAAGGAGGAUGUGCGGGCUGUGUUGGAGCAUCCGAGUUGGAAUGGGGUGGUGGUGGUGGAUGAGGCGUAUGUGGAUUUUGCGCGGGAGGAGGAUAGUCUGGCGGAGUGGGUGGUGGAGUGGCCGAAUCUGGUGGUCAUGCAGACGCUGAGCAAGGCGUUUGGGCUGGCGGGCAUCCGGUUGGGGGUGGCCUUUACGUCGCCCGAGAUUGCGCGGUUGUUGAACAGUUUGAAGGCACCGUACAAUGUGUCGAGCUUGACGGCGGGCAUUGCCGAGUAUGCGGUCUCGGAGAACGGGGGGUUGCCGAAGAUGAGGGAGAACCGGGCCAAGUUGAUUGCGCAGAGGGAGAGGAUGGUGCGAGAAAUGGCCAAGAUCGAGGGGGUUGGGCGGUUGAGGGGUGGGUUGGACAGCAACUUUCUGUUGUACGAGAUGGUGGAUAAGGAUGGGAAGCCGGAUAAUGCGACGGCGCUGGCCGUGUAUGAGCGGCUGGCCGAGAACAAGGGCGUGGUGGUCCGCUUCAGGGGCAAGGAGCACGGUUGUCUGGGCUGUUUGCGGAUUACCGUCGGCACCGAAGACGAGGUGACGCGGUUUUUGGCGGCCCUUAGCAAAACCCUAGCCGAGGUGCGGGGGACGGCGCCGGCUGCGGAUGAGGAGAAAAAGGAGAUUGCGGCGAGUGAAGUGGUGGCUUGAGGAUGGGCUGAAGUAGAGAAAAGUGCUUCCUGUUAGAGACGUUAUACCGACACGGCAUCAAUGAUAAAAGAUUGUCCUUGUUGUCCGUCUAUUCUGGCUGCC
Molecule: messenger RNA, 1618 nt
Organism: Chaetomium fimeti
Lineage: Eukaryota; Fungi; Ascomycota; Sordariomycetes; Sordariales; Chaetomiaceae
Product: pyridoxal phosphate-dependent transferase
Exons: 2
Coding region: 188-1516 (442 amino acids)
Biological process (GO): L-histidine biosynthetic process
Molecular function (GO): L-histidinol-phosphate:2-oxoglutarate transaminase activity; pyridoxal phosphate binding
Source: RefSeq, a predicted model, not a curated record